UGAAGUAGCAGCAAUGGCCGCCCGGUGGAGUGAACCCGAACUUUAGUGUUUCACAGGUGUGUGUGAGGAUGUGAAGUGUUUCACAGGUGUGUGUGAGGAUGUGAAGUGUUUCACAGGUGUGUGUGAGGAUGUGAAGUGUUUCACAGGUGUGUGUGAGGAUGUGAAGUGUUUCACAGGUGUGUGUGAGGAUGUGAAGUGUUUCACAGGUGUGUGUGAGGAUGUGGUCCUGCGUGCAGCAGCGCGUGGAGGACUUCGUGAUGACGGCGGCGACGGAAAUCUGUCAGCUCCUUAAAGAGAGAGACGAAGAAGAAGAAGACUCGAAGAUGGAGGUCAGUCUGAUUCUGAUGUACUUCUACUACAAGUCUGAGGAGGAGCUGCUGGCUGUGAUGAGGAGGUGCUGUGAAGCUCUGCUGCAGGACCUGAGGAGGCUGCUGGAGGAGAACCAGGACCUGAGGAGGCUUCAGGAGGAGAACCAGGACCUGAGGAGGCUGCUGGAGGAGAACCAGGACCUGAGGAGGCUUCAAGAGGAGAACCAGGACCUGAGGAGGCUUCAGGAGGAGAACCAGGACCUGAGGAGGCUUCAGGAGGAGAACCAGGACCUGAGGAGGCUGCUGGAGGAGAACCAGGACCUGAGGAGGCUUCAAGAGGAGAACCAGGACCUGAGGAGGCUUCAGGAGGAGAACCAGGACCUGAGGAGGCUUCAGGAGGAGAACCAGGACCUGAGGAGGCUGCUGGAGGAGAACCAGGACCUGAGGAGGCUUCAGGAGGAGAACCAGGACAUGAGGAGGCUUCAGGAGGAGAACCAGGACCUGAGGAGGCUGCUGGAGGAGAACCAGGACCUGAGGAGGCUUCAGGAGGAGAACCAGGACCUGAGGAGGCUGCUGGAGGAGAACCAGGACCUGAGGAGGCUUCAAGAGGAGAACCAGGACCUGAGGAGGCUUCAGGAGGAGGACAAGGACCUGAGGAGCCUUCGGGAGGAGAACCAGGACCUGAGGAGCCUUCAGGAGGAGAACCAGGACCUGAGGAGUUUUCAGGAGGAGGACCAGGAGCAGAACAGUUUUCAGGAGGAGGACCAGCAGCAGAACAGUUUUCAGGAGGUGGACCAGGAGCAGAACAGUCUUCAGGAGGUGGACCAGGAGCAGAAAGACAAUCUACCAUCAUGUGAUCAGAGGAGCUUCCAUGAAGCUGAGGGAGGCGCUCAGGUGGAGGCGAGCCACCAAGCAGGUGGAAGCAGCCAAUCAGAGCGGCCCUUCACCUGCGGGAAGUCUUUCUCCGGCAGCGUCACAGUCCACCAGCUCAGCUGCUCCCACUGCGGGAAGCGGUUCGGCACCCGCAGCCACCUCAGGGCGCACCUGAGGUCCGGCGGGGGGGUGCUCACCUGCUCGGCCUGCGGCGAGACCGUGGCGGCGAGGUGCCUCCUCCGACGGCACGGACUCACCUGUCGGGUCACGGACGGCGGCGGGUUCAGGUGCACGGAGUGCGGGAAGGACUUUUCCAAACGCAGCUACUUGUCUGCACACCGGCGGGUCCACCUGAAGGACAAACCCUUCCAGUGUCCCACGUGUGAGAAGGGCUUCACCACGAGCCGCAGCGUCCACGUCCACCAGCUGACCGUCCACAGCGGGCUGAGGCCCUUCACCUGCGGCGUCUGCAGGAAGACCUUCAGCCAGCGCGGCGGCCUCAGGGCUCACCUGAGGACGCACACCGGGGAGCGGCCGCACACCUGCGAGCAGUGCGGGAACAGCUUCUCCAGCAAGAGCGGCCUGACGGUGCACCGCCGCGUCCACACUGGGGAGAAGGCCUUCGUCUGCGACACCUGCGGGAAGAGCUUCAGCGUGUCGGCCAACCUGCGGCGCCACCGGCUCGUCCACUCGGGCCUCCGGGAGUUUGGCUGCGACGUGUGCGGCUGCGGUUUCACGCAGGCGGCGCACCUGAAAGCGCACCGCGCCGUGCACACCGGCGAGUGGGCGUUCAUCUGCAACGCCUGCGGAAAGGGCUUCGGGCAGCGCGGCGCGCUGCUGGCGCACGAGCGGAGCCACGCCGGCCUCAAACCGCAUGGCUGCGGCGAGUGCGGGAAGAGCUUCUCCACGUCCGCUUCGCUGAAGCGCCACCAGCUCGCUCACGGCGGGCGGAAAGCUCACGCCUGCGACGAGUGCGGGAAAAGCUUCGCCAGCGCCCAGAUCCUGAAGACUCACCGGCGGCUGCACACCGGCGCCGGCGGAAAAGCGUUCUCCUGCGACGUGUGCGGCCGCGGCUACAGCUCGCUCGGCUACCUGAGGACGCACCGGCGCUGCCACUCGGAGGGGAAACCCUUCGGCUGCGCCCGCUGCCAGAAGGCCUUCUCCACGCAGGCGAGCGCCAAGCUGCACGAGCGCACGCACAGCGGAGAGAAGCCGUACGUCUGCGAGGUCUGCGGGAAGAGAUUCAGCGUGUCGCAGAACCUCAUCAGACACAAACGCGUCCACAGCGGAGAGAAACCCUUCGAGUGCGGCGUCUGCGGCAAGCGGUUCAGUCAGAACAACAACCUGAAGGCUCACCUGCUGGUCCACUCGGGUCAGAAGCCGUUCAGCUGCUCCUCCUGCAGCCGGAGCUGCGCCUCCAUGAGGAGCCUCAGGGAGCACAAGUGCGUCUCAGCUGAAUGAACUCCUGGAACGAGUUUCUUCAAUGAAAAGAUUUGAACUAUUAGAGGCAAGAUUGAUGAUCUCUUGCCCUCAACUACUGCUGAUCUGUCAUCAAGAGGAGUGGCCUUGGAAACG
Cyclopterus lumpus (lumpfish) is the source of this 2756-nucleotide messenger RNA. RefSeq names its product oocyte zinc finger protein XlCOF6-like. The record is from RefSeq and is a predicted model, not a curated record. NCBI's taxonomy places the organism in Eukaryota, Metazoa, Chordata, Actinopteri, Perciformes, Cyclopteridae. Gene Ontology annotation, biological process: regulation of transcription by RNA polymerase II. The transcript has 2 exons. Gene Ontology annotation, molecular function: DNA-binding transcription factor activity; RNA polymerase II cis-regulatory region sequence-specific DNA binding. The coding region runs from base 219 to 2642 and encodes 807 amino acids.